GCGCUCCUCCCUAGUUGGAGUUUGGCGCAAAAAAAAAAGACACUCACCCGUGAUAAUGACAUGAGUUCUAAUGGGGAAGUCUCGCUUUCACUGGCUGUGCUUCCCUUUUCUGAAAUUGACCAGCAACUUUUGGAGGUGUCCUCUUUCAAAAAGAACUUUGAUCAUCGCGACCGUAUGUGUGGUCUAUUUGUUUUUCGUGGUUUCACAAGUCGGAUACACACAGCAACACCGGGGCAGAAGGAUUGAUAAGGACAAGAACCGGCGCACCCGUGGACUGUAUCAUUUGGAGACUAACGGUGCACUGCCAGACUCUGCUGACUUGCAGACCGGUGCGAGCUCUGUGGUCCCGACCCGGUCCAACGUGGUGUACAUAACGCUUAAGUCUAAGCGUCUCAAACCAGCACAUAUCCGAGGCACAAUCCGGCCAAAGCUGAGGAGAAAAGUGAAAAGAAAUAAGACGGACAAUCUGUCUUUUACGCAGAACAAACUUGGCACUUUGGAGCGGGACAACGGCCAAAUUAAGCACAACUUUUCACCCAGGACGUCCUGGAAAGAAAGCGGGGAUGUUGAUUACAAAUCACUGGAUAUAGCUCAGAAAUCUCAUAAAGAUGCAGAACCAGACUCUCAGAUUAGUUCAAUCCGAAUUUACAGCCAAAUGGCACCGCCGUGGUUCAGCGCACAGGACGUGAAAACCAUGCGCUUUCUUGCGGAUGGCAAAGUUUUGCGCAUGAAAGAAGUCUCUCGUGGAGACAGUCCAUCACUCCUGAUAUUUGAGGGUGAGACAAACGUUCCGCCGGCCAACCAAAAGCACACAAAAACGAUCAACGUAUGCGGAGGGCAGUGUGGAGUCAUCCACAGCCCUGUGGAGAACACGGAGGUCUUUGCUUUCCAUUUGGACAGGGUUCUGGGGCUUAAUCGGACACUGCCAGCUGUAAGCAGAAAGUUCAGCUUUUUACACGAUGGCCAGUCCCGUCCAGUGGUGUCAUGGGAUGCAUCUCUGUACCCAGAAGGCCUUGCUGCAGGCUGGCCCACUGUGAGGUUGACAUGGGGGGAGUACCAGAGCUCCCUGAAACAGAGAUGUUGGCAUAAAAACAUCAGCCCAAAGCCCGACUCUGGCUGCUCCACAAUUCACCACUAUGAGUGGAGCAAACUAGCUCUGUUUGACUUCUUGUUACAGAUUCACAACCGUCUGGAUCGCGGCUGCUGCGGUUUCAGGCCUCGGCUGGAGGACGUGUGCGUUGAACUGGGCCACCGCGCUGGAUGUAGCGACCAAAACCGCAUGCAACUGGCAAACAUCAUCCACAGGGGUCACGACCCCAGACACCUGGUCUUCGCCAACAACGAGGGGUUCUUCGACCGCAAUGAGGACAACUUGGACUUCCGGCUGCUGGAGGGAAUCAAGGAGUUUCCGGAGCAGGCCGUGUCUGUGAUGAGGAGCAGGAAGCUGAGGGAGAAACUCCUCCAGUCUCUGUUCCUGGACCAGACGUACUGGGAGAGCCAGGGCGGCCGUCAGGGCAUCGACAAGCUGAUCGACGUCAUCGAGAGGCGAGCCAGAGUCCUCCUCACAUACAUCAAUGCCCACGGAAUCAAAGUCAUUGCAAUGAACGCGUGACGAGGUUCACACUAAUCAUGUGGACGGAGUAGAUGAACGGUUGUAACUUCACCAUGUUCUGUCAAACUGUCCUUUAACACUGAGGUGCUGCGGUUUUAUCUCUUCACAUUUUCAAAGUAGUCAGAGCUAAAAUAUCAGAAAAUGUCCAAAACUGACACAUAUGAUGUAAUUUAUGCCCAUUUUUACACUUAAAUCAGAAUAGCAUGAGAGCAUACGCUGUCAUGUAUGAAAAAUAAGAAAAAGAACAUAUUUAUAAAAACAUAUAUCCUGUUGCCAACACAAGACUUAUUGUUGUGUGAAUAACUCCGUUAAAGCAAGCCAUUCACUGACACUGACCAAAGAGAGAAGCUCAUGUUUGUGUGGGAAACUAGGAAAGAUUUUAACUGACUCUGACUUCUCCGAGUGAACUUUUAUGGAAACUAAUUAGGUUCACUUCCUUCUUUUGACUGUUCAUUUGUUUCUUCCCCAGAGGCCAGCCGGCUGCUAUCACUCUGAACAGAAUAUGCUGUAGUUAUAGCUUGUGUUCCUCCUGAGGCCUUCCAGCAGGUGUAAUUUCCAUUUCGUGUGAAUGGAAUGCUCUAAAUCAUAAGUCAUCUUCUUCUGUGCUGCCUGUGGGCAGUAAGUAUUUAGAGCUCAGUAAAGCGUCUUUGUGCAGCUAACAAGCCACAACCCAGAUCUGCUCGGGUCGACUGGGGUCACGCAAUUUACAGUGCACUAAAAAAAAUUUUGCAUACCUCGUGUACAGACUUCUUUUUGACACACUAGGAUGCCUCGAAGCUUCACCUCGCCUAUAAUUUAAUGUUUAUAGGAGUCAGUACAACAUCGCUAAGUAUGAUGAGCAUUAUAUGUAAAGACACGUGUUUGAGCAACAUGUGGACACACUGACUGCACAUUUUCAAGUGAAGACCUCUAAGAUGAGAAGUCACACAGUGUUAUUCUCUUUUAUAUGCACUCUUGUUUCUAAUUUGACUGCGGAAACAUUUUUAUCUGUCGACACUUUCACUGUACUUAUUUAUUUUUGUACCUUCUUUUUGUAAUUGCCAAAGAAGUCUGAACAUCAAUAAAAUCAUUUUUCUCUCAAAUACCA
Messenger RNA from Stegastes partitus (bicolor damselfish), 2699 nucleotides. RefSeq names its product golgi associated kinase 1B (gene gask1b). NCBI's taxonomy places the organism in Eukaryota, Metazoa, Chordata, Actinopteri, Pomacentridae. The record is from RefSeq and is a predicted model, not a curated record. Gene Ontology annotation, cellular component: Golgi apparatus. Bases 71 to 1612 code for a protein of 513 amino acids. The transcript is spliced from 4 exons.